Messenger RNA from Orbicella faveolata, 2242 nucleotides. RefSeq names its product NEDD8 ultimate buster 1-like. Gene Ontology annotation, molecular function: protein binding. The record is from RefSeq and is a predicted model, not a curated record. Gene Ontology annotation, biological process: regulation of ubiquitin-dependent protein catabolic process. NCBI's taxonomy places the organism in Eukaryota, Metazoa, Cnidaria, Anthozoa, Scleractinia, Merulinidae.
AAAAACAGAAAAUUCUGCAACUUUGUAACCUGUUUGUGUCUUUUCCGUUCAUCUUUACGUUGAAAAAGAGCGGCGCAAUGGCGGAAAAAACGCCUCACUUUAAUGCAAUUUUAAGUAGAGUUCGAGGAAAACUAAGAUCUGAGAAUGUAAAGCUUUGGCUUCCUCCGUACACCUCAUCAAACGAUCAACCCGGAUAUUACCCGGAGGAAUUAAUCAAUCGAUACUCGGCAGAAUUGAAUGCAUCUGCUGAAGAAAUUUCAGAAGCAAUGGAGCAGCUGAGAGUUCAUGCUGUUACAAAACUGCAAACAGAGCAAAGAUUUACCAAUUCAGGGAUUGCAACCAUCAAAGUUCAUGUUACCGGUAGUAUUCCACUGGGAAUUAACAGCAGGUUACAAAUUCAAAUUGGUUUGCAUGUAAAUGGAGCAGAUUUUAGAAGAAGCCUUAGUAAAGAAACUGGUCUGGACCCUGAGAAAAUGAAACUUAUUUGCAAAGGACACGUUAUAGAAGAUGACAAAUCGCUAGAGAGCCAAAAUGUAAAGAAUAAUGCCCAGAUUAUGGUGCUACUAUUAUCACAGUCAAGUGCAGAGACUCAGCGUCUACAGAAUGAAGAAGACGAAACAAAAGCUAGUGUUUCAAGAACAAGACAAGCUGCUGAAGCAUUGUCAAAUAGAAAAGACAAUUUCAAAGAUGACAGAUUUUUCCUGGAGAUCAGUGAUCAAGAGGGUAAACCAGUCAAGUUACCAGAUAGUGAAAGAAAGGCUUUAACCCUGGCACUUACCUUACAUGAAAAAGGAAGAACAGUACUGAAUAAAAGAAAUUAUGCUGAGGCGCUUUUAUUACUCCUCGAGGCAGAAAAGGAAUUCAGUCAUUGCAGGGCGCAGAUUCUAAGUGCUGUUGAUAAUUACGGAAUUCUGUGCUUGGACAUUGUCUGGUGCUACUUUUGGCUUAAGAGUAUUGUUGAUUUACCAAAUGCAGAGGAAAAAUUGCAAAAAUGUAAAGAAUGUUUUCAAAGAAGCUAUGGACAAAAUCUGGAAAGACUGACAAGUGUUAGAGGUGGUAGUGGGGGUGAGCUGGCCCUUUUUGUUCGACUCCAUGUCCUUGAGGCAGUUUGUGCUUAUCACAAAGGAGAUGUGUUUAGUACUGCAAACUGUUUGGAUAAGGCUGAGCUUGUGAAAGGAAAAUUACACAUUGACCAAGAUCAACUAAAUCAGUUAUUGAUCAUGGGGUUUUCUGAGUCUGAGGCCCGUCUUGGUCUACGAGCUUGCCAGGGAGAUACAACUUCAGCUGUUGAUUACAUUACACAGAAAAGACAGGAGAAAAAAGAGAGAAGAGAGAAAGAGAAAAAGGAUAGAACGAGAAAAAAACUGGAGAGAAAACUGGGAAAGACUGGAACAGGGGAAUGGGUCAAUGUGGAUGCUUAUAACUCUCUUGUCGAGAUGGGUUUUUCCAAACAUAUGGCGGCAGCAUCCUUGAGACAAGCAAAUAAUGAUAUCAAUAACGCACUGCAGACUCUUCAAGAUCAUCCAGGUCUUCUUAGUAUCCCUGACAUAAGCUCCAGAUCAGCUUUCAGUGACGCCCAGAUCUCCGAUGAACACGUCGCGCAGGUUAUGUCCCUGGGUUUCGCAGCGGACUCUUCCAGAGAAGCUCUAAAACGUUGCCAUGGUGAUGUUCAGCAAGCAAUUAACCUGUUGGAGUCAUGUGGAGGAGUGCUCUCUUCAUUACAGCAGCUUGCUCAAGGCAGUGCCACCGAAAGUAACAGCAAAGAUGAAGAAGACCCGGAUGUAGAAGAAGCUGUGAGGGAAUUGGUUCCCGACCUCGCUACAGAGGACGAUGAAGCUCAUUUAAAUCUCUCUCUGGAGGAAGAAUCUUCAAUUAUCGCUGAGUAUAGAACACUGCUUUUAUCGGCUGGUUACGACACCAAUUCUGCCUCCUUGAAACCCUGAAAACAUGGACAUGUCAUAAUUAUCUGCCCUUAUGAACGGGAUUAAUGAUGAAUAUGAUUAAUGUCUACUAGCUGAUAGCUAACUAAGAACCAAGAAUCUCGCCAGUCAAAUCGUGUGUCUCCAGAGCCAUCUUUCCCUCGUGCCUAGGCCCUGCCAGCGGACGAGAAUGAGGAACCUCGUUGCCAAGACUAAAAUCCGGCAACAACUUAGUUUAAGCCGCAUUGAAUCAAACAUGACUCGGGCCCGGGAACUCGGACCCGGUCUCUGUACCCUCGCGGUUAUUUCCGUUGUCAACGAGA